GUUUACAUUAUGGCGGCAAAAGUAGAUGAAUCCUAUUGUCAAAGAUGCUACCAAUAUGUCAUUGUAGCAAUGCGAUUAUGGCAUCUGAAUCUGUAUUUCAAAAGGCCCCUUCUGAAUUCAUAUAUACAAAUGGAAAGAACAACAUUUGGUUGGUGGAGAAAUCGCCAACUUCAUUAAUCGAGUUGAAACUUCAUUCACAGAGUCAAGAUAUUUUGUCUUCGCCGUCGGACACACCUUCUCAUGGAGCACCUAGUCAGCACAAAGGCGAUGCAGUCGAUUCAGCAAAUCUAUUUCCAGCAAUAUUUGACAUAAAGAAAAUCAAGCAAGGGCAAGGGAACCACGUUUGGUCUACUGUCAGAUGGAUUUUACAGCCAAAAAGAUGAGUGUUCAGCAAAUAUUCGGCCUGGUAGUGCAGGUUUGAAUGAGAUAUCAUCAAGUGUAAACGAAUCGGAGGAAGGCAGAAACGGUGGCAAAGAGAUGCCACCCAAAUCACAUAAAUUUGUGAAGAAGAAAGGAAAGUCACAAAAGAAAUCACAUGCCUCCCCAGUGCUAAAGAAAUCUCAAACCACCCUUCAUCUUUCGCAGUCACCCAAGUUAUCUGAUGGUGCUUCAAAAAUCCAGUUCCGAAUCUCUGCUCAGGAAAACUCAACAGGCGAUCUCAAUGUCCUGUCAGCUCAGUGUAGGGCAGUGAAAAUGCAUGAACACACUGAAUCCAAAAUGAAACUAUCAUUUGUACAUAAUUCGUUUCAUUCAAAGGAACUGGGUAAUUUAACUAAACCAUCCUUCAUAAACAAAACAUAUACAGUGUCAAAAUCUAUGAAUCAAAUUCCAAGAUCUCAGAAUGUUAAGGGAGACAACAAAAGAAAAUCUUGCUCAAGUACGUCUCCUUCACCAAUACAGCUGACCCGCAAGUCGUUAGCUCAGGCUGAGAAUGUGUAUCUGCAACGUGUGACUAAAGUUUACCUGUCUGAGAAACAUUCAGGUGUGAUAAAAGAUGAAGGUCUUGAAAUGCCUUGUGCCCCACCUGCCACACCUACUGCAGAGCAGUUGAGACGCUAUGAAUACGUCCCCAGUUUAACUGAUGUCAGAUCCCAGCGUGCUGUCCGACAGAAACUGCAAGUGAUGGAGAGAAAGGAGCAUCAGAAAGAGGAAAAGAAGAAGGAAGAACAGGCAAAGAUUGACAAGAUGUUGCAGAAAGAUAAAGAGAGUGAACUGCGACGUCGACAGAGGCAGGAGAUUUAUGCCUUGAACAAGAUCAUGACAGAGCUGGAGCACAGGCGUUUUAUGGAGUUCUGUAUAGCAAGGGGGUUCAACUCCUGAUGGGUUACAGCUCAUGGUGUACAGCUGCUUGUUACAUCUUCUAUAGUAUUUACCAUUGAUUGGAUGGUACAGGGAAGUUUACAAAGUUUUUGUCCUCCUUUUUUAUGAACACUGUUUAUGGUUUCCUUUGACAUUUUUAUUUAAAUCAUUGUUGAGGCCAGUUAUUUGUGGGUUUUAUGCUCCAUAUUUGGGAAACUCUUUAGCCUUUAUGUUAGGGAUGUAGGAAUAUUGCUGAUGAUGUAUGAGCUGUAACAGACAAAUGCAAUCGUUCUCUGGAAUUAUGCUGAGAUAAUUAGAUGAUCAUUAGAUACAGCCAUUAUGACAAUCUUCAGAAGAAGACAUGAAUGACAAAAGGCAUUGUUUUUUAAAAACUGAAGCUUUAAUGAGUGUUUUUAGUUCAUAGUAUCAUGUUAUUCAAUUUUGUAUUACAUUUUAAGAAUAUAUCAGAACGACCAAUACAUACAGAAUACAAGUUUUAAGUACCUUUAUGCAUAUAUUUUAGAAAUGUUUUACUAAAGUCUGCUCAAAUUCUUAAUCAUAUUCAACUUUACUACUUUUUUUACACGAUAUAUUGUUCACUGGAAAUAUUGUUAUAAAUCUGUGAUAUACUUCUCACGAUCUUUACAUAUGCAGUUUUAUAUACCAUUUGAAAUACUGCUGUUACUAAUAGUAUUAUUGUAUGCAGGCGGUGGGCUAGUCUGAUGGUUAAAGCAUGUGCUUGUCACGCUGAAGAUCCGGGUUCGAUUUCCCACAU
Molecule: messenger RNA, 2074 nt
Organism: Haliotis rubra (blacklip abalone)
Lineage: Eukaryota; Metazoa; Mollusca; Gastropoda; Lepetellida; Haliotidae
Exons: 5
Coding region: 478-1320 (280 amino acids)
Biological process (GO): protein secretion; negative regulation of protein ubiquitination
Cellular component (GO): apical part of cell
Source: RefSeq, a predicted model, not a curated record